Aspergillus tanneri is the source of this 666-nucleotide messenger RNA. RefSeq names its product nucleic acid-binding protein. Bases 1 to 666 code for a protein of 221 amino acids. Gene Ontology annotation, cellular component: cytosol. Gene Ontology annotation, molecular function: mRNA binding. The transcript is spliced from 2 exons. Lineage: Eukaryota; Fungi; Ascomycota; Eurotiomycetes; Eurotiales; Aspergillaceae. The record is from RefSeq and is a predicted model, not a curated record.
AUGAAGGCAAGCAAAGAUGUUGGAGAGGUGGAUGGAUCGGCCCAAGUGGAGGAAGUGCCUGGGGCAACCGAACGACCCUCGAAACGCCUACAGCUUUUAAAUAAGACCCCCUCGCCAAAGGAAACGGUCUUCUUCGGAAAUCUGUUCUACGAUGUGACAGCCGAAGAUCUGAGGCUGCAGAUGGAGAAGUAUGGAGUUGUGGAGCAAGUCUCUAUUGUUUUUGAUAACAGGGGGAUCAGUCGCGGGUUUGCCUAUAUUCAAUACGACACGAUUGACUCCGCCAAACGCGCAAUCGAAGCGAUGAACGGCCGCGUCUUUGAAGGACGUCAUGCUGUUGUGCAAUUCGCUCAGAAUAACGUCAACACUCUGAAACGCCUGAAACCCGUUUCGAAAACGAUAUUUAUCGGCAACCUACCGUUUGAAAUGACCGACCGGGACUUGAAUGAGCUCUUCAAGGAUAUUGUCAAUGUGAUUGACAUUCGAGUGUCCGUUGAUCGUCGGACUGGGCAGAUUCGAGGCUUCGCCCAUGUCGAAUUUACCAACGUCGAGAGUGCACGAGUUGCAUUUGAGACCCUCAGUAGGAAGGCGCCAUAUGGCCGGAAGCUACGCCUUGACUACAGUUAUACCAACAGAAGAGCAGACCAUGUUGCCGAGGACGAGUCGUAG